Molecule: messenger RNA, 1434 nt
Organism: Lagopus leucura (white-tailed ptarmigan)
Lineage: Eukaryota; Metazoa; Chordata; Aves; Galliformes; Phasianidae
Gene: EVA1C
Product: eva-1 homolog C
Exons: 8
Coding region: 229-1284 (351 amino acids)
Molecular function (GO): carbohydrate binding
Source: RefSeq, a predicted model, not a curated record
CACCCACGCCGGCGGCAGGUAGAGCGCGGGCGGCUGCUGCCCCUCCUCUCCUGCGCCAUCCUCGCGUGCUGCGUCGAGGUGGCGGCGCUCCGGGACUUCUCAGGUUACCUAACCAAACUUCUUCAAAAUCAUACUGCUUAUGCCUGCGAUGGGGAACGUUUGAGUCUGCACUGUCCUCGGCAUUCAACAAUAAGUAUUCAGUCAGCACUUUACGGGCAAGACUACCAAAUGUGUGGCACACAACAGCCUGAAGCCAGAAUGACAGAACCCACAAACUGUGUGGCACCCACCUCCUUGCAGAAAGUACUGGAUGAAUGCCAAAACCUGAGAUCCUGCCAACUUCUUGUCAAUAGUCGGGUUUUUGGACCUGAUCUAUGUCCAGGGACCACUAAAUUCCUCCUUGUCUCCUUUAAAUGCAAGCCUACUGAAUACAAAACCAAAUCAGCCUGUGAAAACCAGGAACUGAAACUCCACUGUCAAGAGUCCAAGUUCCUUAUUAUCUACUCUGCCACCUACGGCAGUUGGGCACACAAGGACAACAUCUGCUCGGCCAAGGCAGAACGUGUCCCUCAGUUUGACUGCUUGUCUCACACAGCGCUAGAAGUUUUAUCAAAGAGGUGUUAUGGGAAACAGAGAUGCAAAAUUAUUGUCAGUAGCCAAGAUUUUGGAAGUCCGUGCCUACCUGGAGUGGCAAAACACCUAAACGUCAGCUAUGCAUGUGUUCCUAAAUUCAUCCUCACAGCUGUCAACCACCUGGUCACUCACAGCAAUUCUUCCGUGAAGCAGAAUGAUGGUGAACAUGGUAUUGAUAUCGAUCCAAAGGAAUCAAGAUCUCCAAAGAAAGAUGGCACCAUUGUUAGCAACUCCUUGGCUACAUUUGCAUACAUUAGAGAUCACCCGGAAAGAGCUGCUCUGCUGUUUGUGUCCAGUGUUUGUGUGGGAUUAAUCCUCACGCUGUGUGCUUUGGUGAUCCGCGUGUCCUGCUUUAAAGACUUCCAGAAACUGCAGGGAAAGAAGGAGCACUUGGUGCCAGAAAGUGAUGGAGUGGAUGAGAGCAGUGAGAGCGAGGAGGAGGAAGAUGAAGACUCCUCUGGGUCAGAGCUGCCGGACGAGCUAGCAGAACUUUACAGACCUUCUUACUCAGGUUAUAACUCAGCUGAAGCAGCGGACCUGGCUGAGCGGAUAGAGCGGAGGGAGCAGAUCAUGCAAGAAAUUUGGAUGAACAGUGGUUUGGAUAUGACACCGCCCAGAAAUAUGAACACAUUUUAUAUCAAUGAGGAAUAAUGGCUUAUUUCGGAUGAUGCUCUCGCCCCUUUUUUUUUGUUUUUGUUUUUAAAAAGAAAUGUACCUUCUGUGAAGGAACAUUUGUAACAGUACAGAUAAUUAUUUCUAAAGUAAGAAGAAAGACGUACAAUAAAAAGAGAGUUUCAAGCC